AUGGCCCACGUUUCUACACCUCAUCCAAAUGAUUAUAUAAAAUCGGACCAUCAUAUGUUUUUCUCUUUUCAUCCAGACAGUUCUUCAUUUUUAUCUGGAUAUUUAGGUGUAAAUACAGCAAAGAUAUCCGGUACAUUAUUAAUUAGAUUUCCGCAAGAAAUAGAAGCUAGAGAAAUAAUAUUGCAUUUUAUUGGUAGAGAAAAGGUCGAAUGGAAAGAUGAAUACAUUAUAGUUAAUAAACAAGAAAAAUUAUGGACAACUUCAAAUCCUAUAGGACACGAAUUAAUAGGAGAUUUCACUUUACCAUUUGAAUUUCAAGUUCCGUCGGAUGCUGUAGAAAGUUUUGAAUCACAUUACGGAAGUGUUCGAUACACAUUGAAAGCGGUGAUUAUUAGAAAAGAAAAGAAAAAAAAAAAUUGUGCUGAAGUUAUUGUACCAAUUUGGAGAUGGUCUCAACCACCAGAUGAAGAAUUAAGACCUUUAGUUAUUAAAUCAAAAUUUAUUCAACAAAGAAAGCAUCAAAUUGAAUGGGAAGCAGAAUUGCCACAAACAUUUUUUGAUAUUAACUCGAAAAGAUUUAAGGUUAAAUUAAAAAUGAUUUGUCAUCGUCCAGACUUGAGAAUAAGAAAAAUUAUUUCAUAUCUAAAAGGAAUUAUUAGAGAUAAAGCAGAUAAUUUAUCUUCCGAAAAAAAACAGUAUUGGUACAAAGGUGAAAUGAGUGGUAAAGAUAUUAUAAUGGUUCCAAAUGGAACCGAUACUAUAUUUGAAGCAAUGGUAGUAAUUGAUAUACCUUCUAAUAUUCUUCCAACUUGUCAAACCAUAUAUAUGAAAAUUAUUAAUGAAAUGCAAAUCAAAGUAAUUUUUGAAAGAUCUAAUACUUUUGUUUUAAUUACAAAAGAAAUUUUAGUAGGAAGGAAUAUAAAUAGGGAGUUAUCUGAUUAA
Funneliformis mosseae is the source of this 942-nucleotide messenger RNA. Lineage: Eukaryota; Fungi; Glomeromycota; Glomeromycetes; Glomerales; Glomeraceae. The record is from the annotation of a GenBank genome assembly.